Ipomoea triloba (trilobed morning glory) is the source of this 1354-nucleotide messenger RNA. Its product is annotated as probable calcium-binding protein CML21. The record is from RefSeq and is a predicted model, not a curated record. The transcript has 5 exons. NCBI's taxonomy places the organism in Eukaryota, Viridiplantae, Streptophyta, Magnoliopsida, Solanales, Convolvulaceae. The coding region runs from base 381 to 1070 and encodes 229 amino acids. Gene Ontology annotation, molecular function: calcium ion binding.
GGCUGAAUCACAUCAUGCUCCGUAGAUUUUGAUGACGCGGGGGUACGUGGUGGGCGCAGCACAAAUCAUGGUGUUGAGCUCCGAUAUAGGAGCUGACAGAAUCAGCACCUCCCCUCCCUCCAACCCAAAUCCUUUCAUUUUUCUUUUCUCCACCACCUUCAUUUCUCUCUAUCUUCCUCUUCAGACCUGCAAAGCUCUUUAUUUUUUCAGUAUUUUAUACCCACUAGUUCUUGUUCAGUUCAAUCACCGUUAUUAGCCUCAAAGCUUAAAGCUUUGCCCCAAAAACUGGUUCAUGAUAUCUCUGGAGAAACCUGGGUUUCUUUGUCUGUUUGAGUUUUUGGUUUUCGAAAGCUAAGGGGAUCAUUUGAAAACGGUCAGCAAUGGGAAGUGUAAUUGGUAGGGAUGAAUCUCCUACGUCGUUACUACCCGAGACAAAGCUUGAAUCAAAAAUAGUUGAGGCAAUGCGACGGAGAGCAAAGAAAGGGAGCCCCAUUAGGUCUUUCAAUACCGUAGUCUUAAAGUUUCCCAAAAUUGAUGACAACAUGAGGAAAUGCAAAACCACAUUUGAGGAAUUCGAUGAGGAUGGAAAUGGAAUUAUAGAUCAUAAAGAGUUGAAGCACUGCUUCCACAAGCUGGAGAAAAAUUUUACAGAUGAAGAAAUAGACGAUCUGUUUGAAGCAUGUGAUAUUAAUCGCGAUAGGAAAAUGGAAUUCAAUGAAUUCAUUGUUCUUCUUUGCCUCGUUUACCUUUUGAAGGAUGGUCCUGAGGCUCUGCAUGCUCAAUCCAGGAUGGACCUGCCAAAACUCGACUUUACAUUCGAGACAUUGGUUGAUGCGUUUGUAUUCUUGGACAAGAACAAGGAUGGUUAUGUAAGCAAGAACGAGAUGGUUCAAGCAAUAAAUGAAACUGCCUAUGGAGAACGAUCUUCUGGGCGGAUAGCCAUGAAAAGAUUUGAAGAGAUGGAUUGGGACAAAAACGGAAUGGUGAGCUUCAAAGAGUUUCUAUUUGCUUUCACCCGCUGGGUAGGUCUCGAGGAUACAGAGGAUGAAGAUGGAGAAGGCGACGUCUAAUUUGAAGAUUUCCAGUGUUUCUUCUGCUCAUCUUGCAAGCUGAAGCCCCCAGGCUUUCCAUGGUCUAAAGCUGAAGCUCCAGAAUGAUCACCAACUGUACUACAUGUUGGUUUCUUUCAUCCACAAUAAACAAGUUGACAAAAGUGUAGGAUGGUUAUCAUAACUCUUGAUUUCUUACAUGUAGAUUCUGAGUAGAUCCAUGAUUCCUCAGAGAUGGAAUGUAAGAUCCCAAACAUCCUAGUUCUAUUUUAGUUUAAUGAAAGACAUUACAGCAUUUGAUUCCA